Aspergillus ibericus CBS 121593 is the source of this 1470-nucleotide messenger RNA. RefSeq names its product fumarate reductase/succinate dehydrogenase. The record is from RefSeq and is a predicted model, not a curated record. Bases 1 to 1470 code for a protein of 489 amino acids. The transcript is spliced from 5 exons. Gene Ontology annotation, molecular function: oxidoreductase activity. NCBI's taxonomy places the organism in Eukaryota, Fungi, Ascomycota, Eurotiomycetes, Eurotiales, Aspergillaceae.
AUGUAUUAUUCCAGAUCUCUCACGGCGGCUGCCACGGUUGGAUCAUGCUGCGUCGCAGCCGCAGCCUCCAACUCGACUUCGUUUAGGAGCCGAUUUCCCGAGGCAGCAGCAGUUCAGGCAGUGGAUGUGGUGGUCGUUGGUGGCGGCGCCUCGGGGGCAAAUGCGGCGAUUCAUUUCAAGGAUGCUGGGCUCUCACUCCUGCUGGUCGAAAAGCAGGACCGGCUUGGUGGAAUGGUCAACAGCUGGACCGAUCCUACUACGGGGACCAAUUAUGAUUACGGCGUGGCGACGUACACCAACUAUACCGGCACGGUCGAGUUCUUCGACCGUCUGGGCGUCGACAUUGUGGAGCCGGACGAGGACGGGUCGUACACUUCUUACUAUGCGGACUUUACCACAGGCAAGACCGUAGAUUAUGUGGCUCCCAGCGUUACCGAUGAGCUGCUUGCUUUGGAGUCGUUCUACAACGUUUCCAGCCUGUACCAAGAUCUCUUCCUUCCCUCCUACGCCAAUUGGCCUGCGCCGGAUGAUAUUCCGGAAGACUUGUUGAUGCCAUUUCGCGAUUUUGCUAUGAAAUACAGUCUGAACGACACCAUGCUGCUCAUCUGGGCUGGUAUCGGCGCCGGGCUGGCGGACAUGCUGGACGCACCGACAUUGUACCUGAUGCAGACAUUUAGCCCUCAAACUGCCGCCGUCUUCAUAGGCACCGACGUCCAGUAUGUGCCCGCCUCGGGCCGGAACCAAGACAUCUAUGACGCAGCCGCCAACAUACUCGGCGAGUCUGUCAUGCUGAACAGCGUGGUCGUGGAGUCGAUCCGCCUUCCGGGAGACCUGGGAGUCGAACUGCUAGUCCAGAACCAGCUCCAUGGCAACUACACCAUCAUCCUCGCCAAGCGCCUGGUGAUGGCCAUUGAGCCCACUGCAUCCAACAUGGGCCCAUUUUCUCUGGACGAGAAGGAAUUGGCCAUCUUCAACCAGAGCACGUGGAGUGUGGUCAACACUGGCAUUGUGUCUCAUCCUUCGCUACCGGUGGACGGCCUCAUCUACAAUUUGCCUGCUACCGCCGUAAAUGGCAACGACUUUGCGGUCCCUGAGCCUCCAUUUGUGGAUUACUUUGAGUACCUCGGCAACAACCUCUGGCAAGUCAUCGUCGUCGGCUGGCUCGGCCUCACUGAAACCGCGGCCCAGGAACUGGCCAACGAAGCCGUCCAAGCCCUAGCCGCCGCUGGAACCAUCCCAGCCACCAACGGCACCAACCUCACGAUCAAAGCUUGGUCGAACCACGGAGCCAUGGACAUGCGCACUACUGCCGAGAAUCUAAAAGCUGGAUUCAUUCAGAGACAGUACGCUCUGCAAGGGCACCGCUCGACGUAUUGGACCGGUGGUGCCUUUUCCAAUCAACUGUCGACUGAUCUCUGGGCGUAUAAUCUGGAGUAUUUGGUUCCGCUAGUGCUGGAGAGUUUUAACUAG